Molecule: messenger RNA, 1765 nt
Organism: Plectropomus leopardus (leopard coralgrouper)
Lineage: Eukaryota; Metazoa; Chordata; Actinopteri; Perciformes; Serranidae
Gene: hjv
Product: hemojuvelin BMP co-receptor
Biological process (GO): BMP signaling pathway
Cellular component (GO): plasma membrane
Molecular function (GO): coreceptor activity
Source: RefSeq, a predicted model, not a curated record
CAGACCUGGAAAAAGUCCUGGAGACUUCUGGAGAGAGGACAGACUGAGGACAUGGACGGACUCUGAUCCUGAAUCAGUUGAAGGGUCCAGGUGAUCUCUGUGAGCCCGCCCGGGGGUCAGUCUGCUGAUGGAGCCUCGGCCCUCGGCGUUACCAUGGAAACACUGCAUCCAGCUGACUCUGCUGCUGGUCCAGCUGAGUCUACCUGAAGUCAGAGCUUCCUGUCGGAUCCUGAGGUGUAACUCAGACUUUGUGGCUGCGACGUUGGACCUGGGGAGCAGCAGCGGGGGAGCAGGAGGAGGAGGAGGAGCAGGAGGAGGAGCAGCUCUCAGCAGGGAGGCUGUGAACGCCGGUUACUGCAGCGCCCUCCGCUCAUACGCCAUGUGCACUAAACGCAUGGCGCGGGCGUGUCGUGGUGACCUGGCGUACCACUCUGCAGUUCAGGGCAUCGAGGACCUGCUGAUCCAGCACCGCUGCCCCCGGGCGGGGCCCACCGCCCAGCCACGGCCCCCGCCUCAGGGCACGCUGUCGGGGGACGCCUGCCUCUAUGAGAGGAGCCUGUUCUCCAGAGAGGGCCGGAUGCCGGAGUACCUGCACUGCGGCGUGUUCGGAGACCCGCACGUGCGAACAUUCAACAACGACUUCCAGACAUGUGCCGUGCAGGGGGCGUGGCCUCUGGUAGACAACGAGUACCUGUACAUACAGGCCACCAGUGCGCCAACAAGGGGGGCGACGCACGCCACCACGCUCACCAAGAUCACCGUCAUCUUUAAGAACUGGCGUCAGUGCAUCGAUCAGCAGCUGUACCAGGCUGAGCUCGAUAACGUCCCCGCCGCAUUUGCAGACGGCUCCGUAUCCAGCGGCGAGCGGCGAGGUCACCACAGCCUGACAGUCCGGACUCAGAGUCCCGGCCGACACGCCGAGAUCCGAGCGGCUCACAUUGGCACGCUGCUGGUGAUCCGUCAGAGCGGACGCUCGCUCGGCCUGUCGGUGCGCUCGCCGCGGGGCAUCGUGGAGGCCUUCGGGCCUGAGCAGGACCUGCAGCUGUGCGUGUGGGGAUGCCCCGCCUCCCAGAGACUCAGCACGCUCCACCCGCCACCAGACUCUUCCUCCGCCGCCGCCCAGGCUCACUGCGCCGCUCUACUUCCUGCCAGGGACGUGUACUAUCAGGCCUGCGUGUUCGACCUGAUCACCACUGGAGACCUGAACUCCAGCGCGGCGGCUGUCGGCGCGCUGCAGGAUGCCAGGAACAUGAUCUCGGACACGCAGAGAGUUCACCUGCUGCCGGUCGCCUCCGCCGAGCCUCGCCGAGCACCCCUGGACCUGACGCUGCUGCCGCUGCUCGGCAUGCUGGGAACUCUGUGCACAGAGCUGUGUGUUUAACGUGAUGAGCUGGACGAUGACGUCACUCUGCACGGACACCCGCGGUCAUGUGACCGCAGCAGAUCCAACAUGGCGGCCUGAGACUUUAACCCCCCCCCCGUCCUCUGGGGUGUUACUGAUCCUGGAUCAGUUGUAAACAUUAUAAAAGACAGAAAAUACGCUGCUAAACCGCCGAUACGCAACUUAUGGCCCACGGGCCAAAUCUGGCCCCAAAUAUUGUGCCAGGUGCCCCCCCCCCCCCCCCAUUUUCUAAUUCACAAUAAAAGUGAUUCAAACUGGAAAUGUUGUCUUUUAACUUUAAGUAUUCAUCAAUCCUCGAUGUAUCCUACAAUCCUAAAAACGUCCUAAAAUCUGAGAAAUGUUCUAGAAUUCCAGAAGUGUCCU